Messenger RNA from Aedes albopictus (Asian tiger mosquito), 23956 nucleotides. RefSeq names its product serine protease Hayan-like. Gene Ontology annotation, biological process: proteolysis. The transcript is spliced from 4 exons. The record is from RefSeq and is a predicted model, not a curated record. Gene Ontology annotation, molecular function: serine-type endopeptidase activity. Lineage: Eukaryota; Metazoa; Arthropoda; Insecta; Diptera; Culicidae. Bases 865 to 1659 code for a protein of 264 amino acids.
GCACCGUCCAAAACCUAUGCAUUAAUGUCGCGCUAAUUUAGUACAUGCUAUCCCGAAGAGCCGAAAUUUCCCCGCCGAUUUUACCUGCUCGCCAUGCAAAUGGGAAAGCAAUAAAGAACAACCACACAACCAGUUUGGCUGGAAUACCUGCUACGAACAACUGACUUCGUGUGUUUGCGGUGACGCACCGUAAGAUCCAGAAGACCUCGUCAUUGUUGGUCGUUGGGGGCGACACUUUUUUUUGGUUAAUUCUGUGAGAUGCGUCAAUUAGCUGAGGCUAUUAUCUUGGGUUUCAGGAUAGGUUGUAGGAGAUAUCGCGAGAUCUGUAGGUCGAGCAGUCAGGAGCACAGGUUUAGCUGUGGGACUUUACCUGAUGUAUAAAAGCGACAGAGCAGCUUUGGGUUUGGUGCGCAAUAAAAUGAAUGAGUGAAGAUGCGUCGGUGCUGUUGGAGAUAUAGACUUGUUCUGUUGUGAAGAUGCACGGUUGGGGUACAUCCCAUUAUAUUUAAGUCAAGAUCGUCACGUGGGGCUUGUUCAUGAAUGACAUAACUUUAGAUUUAGGAAGAAUGCCAUAGUCGUGUUUUGCUUUCGUCACGUCAACUGAAUAGCGUCAUAUCGAAUACCCUACUUUUGUGACCCAUUUCACGUAGUGUAAUUUAUGAAUCAGCCUUCAGGUGUUAGUAUGUGUUUGGCUUACCGUUACCGUUCGAGGGAUGGGUAGUUCCGAACUCAAUGUUAUUGCCACUCUCGGUGGCACUAAUACAAUCACUUUUUCGAAUCAACAGCAAAGGUCCGCCAGUUCCGAAGAUGGGUCACUUGUUGUAGUCUUCAGUUUGCCUUUGCAUCAAGCGCAGUUGCUGCGAAAUGCGCAUCAAUCGGAGUUUGUGUUUUCCCUGGAUCUUCCUAAUGAUCUGGUCCGGGAAUGGCCAGCGGUUUCCCACCUACGAAGUGUCCCACACGGCUUUGAUCGGAUGGACCCAAUCCGAUGGGACCAUCAAGUUCGAUUGCGCGGGAUCGUAUCUCGGGAAGAACAUCAUCAUGACCGGAGCACGCUGUCUGGAACGCAACGGUGCCCGUACUGACAUUGUACGGCUUGGAGAAGCCAUGGGAACCCCCAGAGAUUUCCAUGUACAGAACAUGACCGUCCACUAUCGGUACCAGGCGGAAUACUACUACCACAAUAUGGCGAUCAUCUUCUUGGUGGAAGAUCCUGAGCUCGUUUCCAGUCGGUUCAAACCAGCGUGCAUAUACUCACGACCACCACCGAUACCGGAGGGAAGGGUUCACCUGAUCGGUAGGGACGCGACGGGAACGUACCACCGGACGGAACUUGAUCUGGUAGAUUCGGUCAAGUGUCACGAGUACUACAGUCCAACGAAAAAACUGAAAUACGGUGCGCUGCUGGUUUGUUGCAUGUGCGCGCGAAAUCCCGAUGUUCAGAAAUGUGCGUCGGAGCUCGGCUCGCAGAUGCAGAUCAUCUUGGAAAGGAACGGCAAACGGGUUCCCUUCUUGGUCGGGCAGAAGACCAUCAAUCGGUCCUGUGGAUCGAAGGUUCCCGGCAUCUAUACCCGGCUGAGUUCCGAUGGGCACCUGCCGUGGAUAUCGACCGUCGCUCGGAUGGAUUUUCGCGAUCAUAACGCUUGCAUUGAUAAGUACUGAAUAAUAUCGCCAGCUAAAGUAAUACAAAAAAACAACUAUAGACGUUGAGAGUUUAAAUAGAUUUAUAUCUAGAGCUAGUGAUUCCAAUGAUUAAUCAUCACCGGUAUCGAUUGUGAGUGACCUGUGAUAGAGUUUGUUCAUUUCAACCAUCCAGAAAUGUUCCCUUCUCGGACUAAGUAUCUUUCAACAGUAGGGUGCCUGUACCAGUUAUCGCACUACCUAUGGAGAACUAUUUUUACAAAAAUAAGAAGAAGACCGACGAAUGUCAUCGAUAUGUCAAAUGAUUGAUUCAUUUUCAUACUUUACAGGAAAAAUAUAGAAACGGAGCCAAAACGACUUUUAGUAUUUAUUACGGCGUGUACCAAUGACAGGAACCCUGUACCAGUUAUGGACACAUUUGUUUAUUUGGGUUCCACUUCGCACUAUUUACAUGCAAUCCUUAUGGGAUUUGCCAUAACUGGUACACUAUGGCGAAAUAGGGUGCAAGGUGGCCGAAAAGUUAAGGAAAAUGAUUAAAUUCUCACCAGCAGCAGUUUUUUGUCAAAUCAAAUGAAACUUGCCAUGCAAAAUACCUUGCCUAUUCCAAUCAAGGAAAAAUAUUACACAGAAUCAAAUUGUUCUGGGAAUUGUUGUAUGGAAUUACUCAGGAAAUCUAUCAACAACGUUGUACAGAAUACCAAAGACUUUCAAAUGCAUGAAAUGCUAUAUUGGAAAUGCUGUCAACAUUCCUCCAAAACUUCAUUCUUAACUACUAUCUAUUUUAUAUAAAUAAUUAGAUAGACAAUGUUUUAAGAAUAACACUAUGAGUUCUGAUAGAUAUACGCAUACCAAAUAAUCAUUGGUAGAGAUAAUUUUCAGGGACGUUACGCCUAAAAGAAGUAGGCAAAUAUGAAUCGUAGAACAUUUUUUCAAAUUUCUUAGAGCAUUUCUCAACUUUUUUGUGUAGUUAAAAUUCACAAAUAAAAUGAAACUAAAAAAUAUCAAUAUUCUUUCUUUAACAUUUUCAGCCUCUAGCUGGUUUAUUUUCAAUGAAUAUUCUUUGCAGAAACCUCUUAUAAUUUAAAGUGGAAUUGGAUAAAAAACUUUGGUAAUUCAUAAAUUCAGUCGAAUUCAUUUAGAGAAUUUUGGCAUGUAAAUUCAGCCACAAUUCCUGAAAUAUGAUGUUACGUUUGUAAUAUAGUUGAUACGUUGUAAAAUAGUUUUAAGAAUUUUCCAUGAAUUGGAGAAUGCAAUUCAUAGAAAAUUCUUCGAUUGUUGCAUGGAGUGUGUUACGUUUGUAAAUAGCUGUGAACAUUUGUCAGUUAAUUUUCUGUUUUAUACUGUAUUUGUUCAUUUGGCCCUGAAUUUUAAUGUGCAUUUGUAGCGCUCCAAACAUUUCAGGAGCGAACCAGUACAAAACACGCAAGCCGUCCCCUAACACGGACAUCAAAUUGUAGACGGUCUUGUGUGGUUGCCCGAAUCGGGAUGCCCCCUUAAGAUUAGAAAUUCCUAGACAAAACCAAGCUAUGAACACAGCAUCAAAUGCUGUGAACUAAAAGGCAAACUGCCAAAUAAAAUAUAAUUCCAGGAUGACUGAUGGACCAAGAACAAUAAUGAAACCUCGUCAUCCUGCGAUUGGACUACGUUAUCUAUUUAGAUAACUGGGCACAAUUUAUGUUAUGCGUUGCAUGUUUGUGUUUUGUGCAUUUAUAAUGUUCUAUUUUAUUUUGCGUAUCUAAGUUCCCAGACGUGGGGCCCGAUACGGAGAAUAAUAUGUGCAUUUAUAAGGUUCCAAUGUACUAUUUGUUACAUGCUGGUGUUGUGUUUUCGUUACAUUGGCGCCCAACGUGGGGCGUUGCGCAUUUAUAAGGUUCCAAUGUUAAUUUAUUCGUUACAAUGACCAAGAAUAAGUUUUUAAGAAAAUACUUUGUAUUUAUUCUAUCAUUGCCGAAUUUUUAGAAAAUUUUGUGUCGCAAAUAAUAUCGGGUUUCAAAAAAAUGUGUUCCUUAGUAAUGCAAUUAAUCAUUCAUUGCGAUAAAGUAUAGGUUAGUGUAAGUGUCAACAGAUAAUUUAGGGGGAAAUUUUCCAACAUUUUCUGUGAAUGUGGAUAGGAAACCAAAAAUAAAACGAAAGACAUGCAUUUCUAUCAGUUGACAGUUGACCGCCACAAUCACGUGCUGAUUUCAGAAUCAUGCUCCAAAUAUUUUUAAGAAAAAAAUGUUUUUGAUUUUACUAUAAUUCAAAGGCAGUAUCCAUUUAUUACGUAACGCUAAAAUCGAGAUUUUUAUAAACUCCCCCCCUUCCGUAACGCUUUUUUGUAUGAAAAUCCUAAAAUUUUCAUAUGGAUCGUAACGCUCGGCCAUACUCCCCCCCUCCCCCUAGAGCGUUACGUAAUUUGUGGACGGCGCCAAAUAUCUUACGUUACAGCGAACCAAUUCCAAAUGUUUAGACACGAAUUGGAAGCUGAUUAAACUAUCUUUCGGUCAACUAAACUCAGCUUUUGCGUCAAAUGGAUGAAAAUUGUGUUGUAGUGUACAAAAAAAAUCAUCCUUUUUGGAAAUUAAAAAAAAAAAAAAUUGAAUAGAUUGAUUUUUUUUCUCAACGUACACUUGAAAUAGAGGAAAUGGUGUACUUUUGCCCGUUUUGUUCUUUUCGUCAUGGAGGGUUUUUGGAACCUGUUGAACUCAGAGUUGGUCUCAAAUCCUUCCCAACCAAACUGAAUUAUAUGACCAAGUUUCAAGCAAUUUGGCCUACAAAAACCCCCCAUGACGAAAAGAACAAACCUGCCGAUAAUACCCUAUGUCACCCUAUACAAUGUUGGCGAGUUAUAGUUUAGAUUAAUCAAAGCAUUGGUUAUGGAGAAUAAGAUGUAUGAAGUGAAGUGAGCAACUUUGUUAAUAAAUCGAACAAAAUCGAUUUCAAAUCACCAGCCUUGUAUGGGAAGUUGAAACAAUUCCGUGCAAGAAAAAUAACCGGGUGACAUAUCAAAAAAGCAUUACAAAAAUACUUGAAUUAAUCAUUUUCAGAAGGCGUUUCAAGGUUAUUGCAGGGGAGAUCCCAAAGAGAUUGCUUAAAAAAAUAAAAUUCCGGUAACUUUUUCCAGAUUUAUGAAUGAAUUUCCAGGAAAUUUUCAGAAAAAAAUACCACAUUUCCGGAAGUUUUUGAAAGGCUUUAUUUAUGAAUUUACACUAAACUAAGGGUAAAAGAAAAUGCGAUUCAUUUUCACAGGGAUCAUUCCAGCUUAUUUUCCAGAGAAGUAAUUCUGGAAAAUAUGGAAACAGGGCGAUACAGUGUUUGCAAUAUUAAUUUGGUAAUAUGGGAUGCUUUACUAAUACUGGAAUUUUUAGUAGCACAUUUUCACUUGAAUCACUAGUUUAAAUAAAAAAAACCCGAUUUAAUCCACCUAUGGUGAACAGAACCCUUCUUACACUUAUUAAAAAUAUUGUUGUAUUAUGCGUAUUAAGCAAAUUUAUUUUGUGUGAUUGACCAAAAGUUCUAGAAAAUAUUGUUGAUUUGACAUCUAGUGAAUUGGUUCCCAAAAUAGCAUCAGACCAUGGACUUACCAGAAAUGCCAGACACCUCCUAGAAUCUUAUAUGGAAUGUUAAAAAAAUAGCUUUCAUAUUAUGAAAUAUUGUAUCUUUUGUUAACUGCCAAAUAAUCUUGAAUCGAUUAACAAAUGGAUAAGAAAAUCAGCGAGAUGCACUUUGUCUAAUAUCUCUUAAUCAGUCGAAUAAAUUGGCUCCGAAGUACUUGGUAUUCAUGGUUAUGGUGUAAAAAGGACAAAAAUGAUAUAUCUACUAAGUUAAUCAGUUUUGGCAUUAACUAGUUAUUUUGUCUGUCCGGUUCUUGCAUUUUUUCCACAAUAUAUAAAUUCAAAGCUUUCAUUUAACAUAUUGUUAGUUUUCAUAAAAUUCAUGUGUAUUUGCAAUUUGAUAAUUAAAAUUUUGUUGAAAACAAUAACCUGCUAGAAUAUACUUUGUAUGAUAUCAGCAUAAUUUAUUGAAAAAUAAUUUCCCAUAGACUGGUGAAAAACUAAUGCAAGAUAACAAGUGAAUACAAUAAUAAAAACCCGAUUUAAUGAAAUACUCUUCGUAAGAUAUCUCAGUAAUCAAAUGUCGAUUCGAAAUAAAAUGUCAGGGCCUUAUACAAGGAUAAGCUGUAGCUUUCAUUUGGUGCUUAGAGAACCUAAAUCGGUUGACAGAUGGCUGAGAUAUUUAUUAUGGUACCCUUGGUCCAAAAUCUCUCAAAAAGUUAACCUGUAUUACUCCCAAGUACUCUUUGAAAGAUAUCUCGAUAAUCAAAUGUCCAAUUGUAAUGAAAUUGUAUAGGGUUCUACUAGAAUGUUGUAGCUUUCAUUUGGUGCCAGGAUAACCGAAAUCGGUUGACAGACGGCUAAGAUAUUUAUUAUUAUACAAUUGGUCAAAAAUCUCAAAAAGUUUAGUUGUAUAAAUCCUAAGUACUCUUCGAAAGAUAUCUCUGUAACCAAAUGUCCAAUCGAAAUAAAAUUUCUGGGUGAUCUACUAGGAUGCUGUAGCUUUCAUUUGGUGCCAAGAGAAUUUAAAUCGAUUGACAAACGGUCGAAAUAUUUAUUAUGAUACACUUGGUCAAAAAUCUUAAAAAGUUUAGAAAUAUGACUCAUAAGUACUCUUCGAGAGAUAUCUCGGUAACCAAACGUCCAAUCGAAAAAAAAAUCAAUAGCGUUCUACUAGGAUGUAGUAGCUUUCAUUUGCUUCCAAGAGAACUCAAAUCGGUUGACAGACGGCUGAGAAACGUGCGUGACUUUUUUUUGUAACGCACAUACCCACACACACAUACACACAUACACACACACACACACACACACACACACACACACACACACACACACAUACAGACAUUUGCUCAGUUCGUCGAGAUGAAUUCAUUGGUAUAUGAGACUCGGUCCUCCGGGCCUCGGAUCGAAAGUCGGUUUUUCGAGCGAUAUUUAUACCCUUCUUAUGGGUGUAAGAAGGGUAAAAACACUUCACUAUUACUUCACAUUUGCAGAAUAAAAAUUAAAAAAAAAUGAAAUUUUUAAAGAAAAACUAGAAUUGGCAAGCGAUCUAAUCUGUCCAAAGAUAAACAAAAUAGUGGAAUUAAAAGUAAUUUGCUCAACCUUUUCCAUUUUUUUUAAGUUUCAUUUUUUAGUUUUUCUUUUAUAAGUAAUAGUAAAGUGCUUUUUUAAAUAUUUGCUAGAAAUAUCAGUAUCGCAAAAAAGUGCUCGCAUCAUUGCGACAUGGAUAAGGAGUGUAUCGGAAAUUAACUAUAAACAUUCAGGAUGCUCUAUCUCGAAGCAUGUUUGGUCUUAUCAUUUCGGUUCUUCUAUCAAAUCUUCACAAUACAGUCAAGUUUAGAACAGCCUGAAAAAAAUUGAAAAAUGUUUAGCAUUAUUGAAAAUUUUGUAGAAUGAAUACAUCUCACAAAUUAAAGUUUUGGACAAAUUGUUGUUUUUUAAAGAUUUUUCAGCGUUUCAAUAACCUGUAGCGAAUAAAACUUGUACGGCGAAAAAUCCAAAAAAUAUUAAUUAUUGUUAGCAGUUAUGUACACAUAACAUAUCACCGAACACCAACUUAAAAAAAAAUAUUUAUGAUCGAAAAACACUCAACAUUUAAAAAAUGACAUAUCCUAAAAAAACACUAAUUUUUUGUCGAACUUUGACAGUCUGUUUUAAAUAUCUUCAAAGGUUAUACAAUUCCGUUCUCUACUAAAGCUACCUCGUCGUUAAGUUUAAAAACAUUUCCAAUUAAAAAAAAAUGAAUUUACAAUUUGAUGUAUUUUUUAUUUGCGUAACCGUGCUUUGAAUGAGCAUCAAAAAAUAGGGUCCCUGAAAAAUGACCUUUUUUCAUUUUCAAGAAUUGCGCUCAAAUGGAAUCGAAUUUUUUCUUGAAAAUUUUUUUUUACCUAUAUUAUGAGCAAUCUGGGAAAGAAUAUAUUUGCGCUAAUAUAUUUUAAAAUAUCAAAAAAAUUUCCAUUUUUUCCGCAAUUUCAAAUUUUUAAAAGGUGUCCAAAAUUUCAAGAUCAUGCGUUUAAACUUUGAGAUUGAUGACCAUGUAAAAGAAUUAUUUUUACAAAAGCAAAAGUGCCAUUCCUUUAUCUGAGGAUUUAUAUAGUACCUCCAAAAAUAAAAUUAUUUAUAACUUGAAUUAAUUAUUUUUUAGGAUGUUUUGAACAUAUAUAGUUAAUUUCCGAUACAGUCCUUACUAUACUACUUUCUAAGGUAUUUCUCAGAGAAUUGUUUUCCGUUAAUCAUUUCAGCAUUCUCGCAGAAAUUUUCUUGGGAAACCUGUGAAAAAAAGUGUCCACCAAUUUAUCCGGGAAUUUUUUGAGAAAUAUUUUUCAAAAUAUCCAUAAAAUUUUCUUCAGAAAUUUCUGCAAACUAUGUAGGUACUGUGCGUCAUAGGGCUAGCAAUUCCUCUGGGAAUUUAUAUGAAAAUUAUUCUUGAAUUUCCUCUAAGAUUUUUUUUCUCGAUUUUUUAAAAAAAUCCAGGAAAAUAUUUGUAGGAAUGUUUAAGUAAUUACACUGGGAACUCCACUGGCAAUUGCUUUGUAAUUAGCUGUAGAGGCCUGCAAGUGAUUCAUCAUAAGAACUCCUUCGUGAAUUCCUUCAGGGAUUCUCUUCUUUCCUCUGGGAAUUCCUGAAGAAUGUUAUCCGUUCCAUUUCUGAAGGAGAAAAAUCUCCGUCAAUCACUCUUUUACAAAAUUAGCGAUUUCAGCCUUUCUCAACGAAUAUAGUACUAGGCCCACCCUAUUCUAUAAAAAAUCCUUUUUUCCGGAAAACCCACAAAACUCAAGCUUAUCGAAGUGCAUCGCUCAGCUCCAAAUUGCUCUCGUUAGGGAAGUUUUACCGAGUGCAAUCUCCGUCCAUCUAACCGUACGCCCAUCCAAACUGGGUCCCGUAUCACAAACACACACUCUUCAAAGUGUUUAGUGAGAUAAAUCCUGCCAUAAGAGCAGUUCUGUCGCCUUUUUUUCGGCGCAUCUCGACUACGACGGAAGGAGCUUCCUAUGCUGAGGCCGCCAUGGCAUCCGUCGAAAGUCAAUUAAGUUUAAGAUCCUUGGUCUUUUCAAACACUCCUAGUCGAAGUCGAGAGCUUCCGCAUUUGAGUGAUGCACACGUAUCCAUGGGAAAGAUAAGGACGAAGGGGAAGUCCUGGUGGGGGAUGCGAGAAUGAAAAGCGUUUUCCAUUGUGAUGAUGUGGAGCUGGCUGGAUGAAGGAGUGGAAACUUGAAAGAGUCGGUGCCAGGUUAUCCACGAUGGUGGGGGUGGGUUGUUAAACUCUUUGUGCACCAUGUGUCACUUUGAAGUGGAUGAGGUGGGAUGCAACAGAGGAGGAGAGUAGUUGGGCUUCUUACGUGCGCUGCGGGUCGUUUAGUGCUAAAAAUAGCAUACAAAGAUCCUCUUCUCAACUGGGAGUAUUUAAGGUUGGUUCUCUGUGGCGUAUCCUACUAGGUUGUGAACACAGACGGGGUUAAAGUUUUCGAUCGCUCCUGUCCAGGGCGCUGACGAUUAUCCUAAGAUGUUUUCCAAUAACGUGACCAAUAACUUUGAUGGGGAAAAGAUAUUCAUGCGGUCUGAUAUGCUAGUCCCCGUGGGUGCAACCAUGUGCCAUAGUGCAGCAGCACCUUCGCCGUACAGACAGGCGACACCCGUCUUGGAUGGGAGUUCUAUUUUUAGACAGGAGUUUUCUUUUCCCACCAGGCGAAUGCACUUUUGAACCCAUUCACUGUAUAAGCUCGACCACUUGGGAGGACGCAUCCCUUCGCUUUCGCUGCAAAGAACUUACUAGCGACCUGAAGAUGAGGCAAUGACAAAUGUGGAGCAAUUAUUAUUAAACAGGCUAGAAAUAAAUUUUUGGUUCUUCUAGGCAUUAUUCUGGGUAUUACUAUGAAAACUUCUUUGUAAAUUUCUCCAAUAUUUUUUUUCCGAAACUUCCACCACAAAUACCUUUCAAAUUUUCACCAAAAAUCCAAAAAUAUCGAAUAUGCAUUUCAUCAGGAAUUUCGCUUCGAAUUUAAUCAUGAAUUCAUGUGAGAAUUUUACCACAAGUUUCUUUGGGAUUUCCAUCAGUAAUUCCUUUCAGGAUUACAUCAGGAGUUUUUCUAAAAAUUCACCAGGACUAUCUUUGAGAAUUCCACUACGAAUUGCUCUUGAAAUUCGACAAUAAUUCCUCUGGGAUUUGCACUAGGAAUUUUUCUCGGAAUUCCACUAACAAUUCCUCUGUGAAUUCCAUUAGGAAUCCCUCUGGGAAUUCCAACAGGAAUGCCUCUGAGAAUUGCACUAGGAAUUUCUCUGGGAAUUCCACUACGCAUUCCUCUGGGAAUUCCACUCACAUAUCUUCAUGGAAUUUCUCUGUGAGUUCUUCUGGGAGUUUUUCUGAGAAUUUCACUGGGAAUUCAUCUGGGAAUUUCCCCAGGAAUUCCUGUGAGAAUUUCAAUUGGAAUUCCUCUGGAAAUUCCAUUAGGAAUUCCUCUGAGAAUUUCAAUUCCCAGGAAUUUCUCUGUGAGUUCUUCUGGGAGUUUCUCUGAAAAUUUCACUGGGAAUUCAUCUGGGAAUUUCCCCAGGAAUUUCCCUGAGAAUUUCAAUUGGAAUUCCUCUGGGAAUUCCUCCAGGAAUUUCUCUGGGGUUCUCAUGGAAGUUUCUCAGGGAAUUCCCCCGGGAGUUCUUCUGGGGAUUUUUCUGGGAAUUCUUCUGGGAUUUCUCUUAGGAAUUCCACUAGGAAUUCCUCUGGCAAUUUCACUGGGAAUUCCUCUGGGAAUUCCAUCACAAAUUCCUGCUCGCAAUCCACCAGGAAUUUCUCCGAGAAUUUCAUUAGAUAUUCCACUAGAAAUUUCACUAGGAAUUCCUUUGGGAAUUUCACUAGGAAUUUCUCUGAGGUUCUCAUGAAAGUUCCUCAUGAAAUUCCGCUGGGAAUUCUUCUGGGGAUUUUUCUGAGAAUUCUUCUGGGAAUUCUCCUAAGAAUUCCACUAGGAAUUCCUCUGGUAAUUUUACUAGGAAUCCCUCUGGGAAUUCCACCACAAAUUCCUGCUCGCAAUCCACCAGGAAUUUCUCUGAGAAUUUCAUUCGGAAUUCCUCUGGUAAUUUCACUGGGAAUUCCCCUUGUAAUUUCACUUGGAAUUCCUCUGGGAAUUCCACUAGGAGUUCCUGUGGGAAUUCCACUAGGAAUUCCUUUAGGAAUUCCACUAGGAAUUCCUCUGGGAAAGCCACCACACAUUUCUAGGGAAAUUCCACCACAAAUUCCUGCUCGAAAACCACCAGGAAUUUCUCUGAGAAUUCCACUAGAAAUUCCUCUCAUAAUUGCACUAGGAAUUUCUCUAGGAAUUUCACUAGAAAUUCCUCUGGGAAUUCCAUUAGGUUUUCCUUUGGGAUUUCCACUAGGGAUUCCUGUGGGAAUUCCACUGGGAAUUUCUCUGGGAAUUAAACUGGAAAUAAGUCUGGAAAUUGCACUAGGAAUUUAUCUGGGAAUUCCACUAGGAAUUUCUCUCAGCAUUCCACUAGGAAUUCCUGGGAAUUCCACUAGGAAUUUCCCUGGGAAUUCCACUAGGAUUUCCUCUCAGAAUUCUAGUAGGAAUUCCUGUGGGAAUUCCACUAAAAUAUCUUGAGGGAAUUUCCCCAGGAAUUUCUUUUGGAAUUCUACUAGGAAUUCCUCUGCGAGUUCUCCUGGGAGUUUCUCUGGGAAUUUCACCGGGUAUUCCUUUGGGAAUUACCCUGGGAAUACCGCUAGGCAUUUCUCUGAGAAUUUCAAUACGAAUUCUUCUGGAAAUUCCACUAGGAAUUCCUCUGAGAAUUUCAAUAGGAAUUCCUCUGGGAACUCCACUAGGAAUUUCUCUGGGGUUCUCAUGGAAGUUUCUCAGGGAAUUCCCCUGGGAAUUUUUCUGGGGAUUUGUCUGGGAAUUCUUCUGAGAAUUCUCUUGGGAACUCCAUUAGGAAUUCCUCUGGCAAUUCCUCUGGGAAUUCUACUACAAAUUCCUGCUCGCAAUCCACAAGGAAUUUCUCUGGUAAUUUCACUUGGAAUUCCUCUGGGAAUUUCACUAGGAAUUUCUUUGGGGUUCUCACGGAAGUUCCUCAAGAAAUUCCACUGGGAAUUCUUCAGGGGAUUUUUCUGGGAAUUCUUCUGGGAAUUCUCCUAAGAAUUCCACUAGGAAUUUCUCUGGCAAUUUCACUAGGAAUUAAUCUGGGAAUUCCACCACAAAUUCCUGCUCGCAAUCCGCCAGGAAUUUCUCUGAGAAUUUCAUUAGGAAUUCCUCUGGGAAUUUCACUAGGAAUUCCUCUGGGAAUUCCACUAGGAAUUUCUCGAAGGUUCUCAUGGAAGUUCCCUAGGGAAUUCUCCUUGGGAUUCUUCUGGAGAUUUUUUCUGGGAAUUCAUCUGGGAAUUCUCCUAAGAAUUCCACUAGGAAUUCCUCUGGCAAUGUCACUAGGAAUUCCUCUGGGAAUUCCACCACAAAUUCCCGCUCGCAAUCAACCAGGAAUUUCUCUGAGAAUUUCAUAAGGAAUUCCUCUGGUGAUUUCACUAGGAAUUCCUGUGGAAGUUCCACUAGGAAUUCUUCUGGGAAUUCCAGUAGAAAUUCCUUUGGGUGUUCCACUAGGAAUUCCUCUGGGAGUUCCACCACAAAUUCCUCUGGAAAUUCCACCACAAAUUCCUGCUCGAAAUCCACCAGGAAUUUCUCUAAGAAUUCCACUAAACAUUCCUCUGGGAGUUUCAAUAGGCAUUCCUCUGUGAAUUCCACUAGAAAUUCCUCUGGGAAUUCCAUUAGGAAUUACUCUGGAACUUCAGCUAGGAAUUUCUCUGGGAAUGAAAUUUCGCUGGGAAUUCCACUGAGAAUUUCUCUGGGAAUUCCACUAGGAAUUUCUCUGGGAAUUCCACCAGAAAUAACUCUGGGAACUCCACUAGGAAUUUCUCUGGGAAUUCUAUUAGAAAUUACUCUGGAACUUCAGCUAGGAAUUUCUCUGGGAAUUCCACUAGGAAUUUCUCUGGGAAUUCCUCUAGGAACUCCUGCAGGAAUUCCUCUAGGAACUCCUGUGGGAAUUCCGCUAAGAAUUCCUUUGGAAUAAUGUCAAGAGUUGCUUGUUUCUUCUUUGAAAUACGUCACAUCUCAGGAAUUCCUUCCGAAAGAAAUUCAAGGAAUCCCAUAUCUUCUCGCUUGAUGAUAGAUCAAACGCUCCCAACCUCGCGUUAGUUUCUUUCGGUACCAACGAGUAUCAGUAAAGACCGAAGGACGAUCCGUAACGACCAGGACAGGAAAAAAGCGGAAUCUGGUUCGACACAAGUUCCCUAGACAUAAAUCACAUCCACUAGUAGGUGGAAACAAUACCCGGUUGGAUCGCCUGUGCCGCGCCGUGGGACGUGCUGCGCUGGCUGGUAGCACGCGGCCGUGAGGAAAUUGGAUUUAUUUUGCUUUAAAGUGGGUGCACUUUUUCUUCAGCGUCCAACGUGAGGACUGAGAAGGAUCGUAACCGGGCGGGAAGAUAUAUUGCACUACAAACUGGUGAUGACGGGCCGGGGAAAACUGAUGACUAAAGUUGUUUUAUUUUACGUUACGGGCGGAAGUUUUCCCCCGGAAGUUUAGCGAUACAGAUUGUACGGAUGUCAAUUUUGGAAAAAUUGUUUGGGAAUUUUUCGCGUCCAAUGACAGUUUUAUUUUUAUUUUACGACGAGAGUUCAUCUCAAGUUUCCCUGGGAGUAUCUCUGAGAACUCCGGAAGUUUCACUGAGUACUCCUCUGGUAACUCUACAGGGAUUUUUUUUUUAUGAAUUCCACUGAGAAUUCUUUUGGGCAUUCCACUUGAAAAUUUUUCUAGGAAUUCCAUUGAAAACUUCUCUGGGAAUUCUACUAGAAAUUCCUCUGAGAUUUUCACUAGUAAUUCCCCUGAAAAUUUCACUAGGAAGUCCUCUGGAAAUUCCGUAGGAAAUUUGAAUGGACAUUCCUCAGCGUAUUUCACUGAAAAUUUCUCUAGAAAUUUCUCUGGGAAUUUUAUUGGGAAUUCUACUGGGGAUUCCGCUGGAAAUACUCUGGGAAUUCCAAAGGGAAUUCUUCUCAGAAUUCCACUGGGUGUUCCUCCGAAAAUUCCACUGAAACUUCCUCUGAGAACUCCACUGGGAAUUGCUUUGGGAAUUCCAUUGGAAAUUCCUGUGAGAAUUCCACUGGGAGUUCCUCGAAGAAUUCUACUGUGAAAUCCACUGGGAAUUCCUCUUGAAAUCCCACUGGGAAUUCUUACUUGGAAUUGCACAGGGAAUUUCUCUGGGAACACUUCAGGGAAUUCCGUUGGGAGUUCCACUGGAAAAUACUCUAGAAAUUUCACUGGACAUACCUCUAGGAGUUCCACUGGAAAUUCUUUUAGGAAUUCCAUUAGGAAUUCAUCUAGGGAUUUCACCAGGAAUUCCUCUGGAAAUUGCUCUUGCAAUUUCACUGGGAAUUUCUAUGGAUAUUCCAUUGACAAUUUCUCUGAAAACUCCACUGGAAAUUUCUCUGAAAGCUUUACUGGGAAAUUCUCAGCAAAUUCCACUGACAAUUCCUCUGGAAAUUUCACUAGAAAUUCUUCCGGUAAUUCCAUUGAGAAAGCCUUUGUGAAUUCUACUGGGAAUUCCUCUGGAAAUUCUUUCAGGAAUUCCACUGGGUAUUCCUCUGGGAAUUCCACUGGAAAUGCCUCUGUAAAUUCCACAGAGAAAUUCAGCUGAGAUGUCCUCUGGUAAUUCCACUGGGGUUUCCUAUGAGAAUUCCAAUGGGAAUUCUCCUUGGAAAUUCACUGGAAAUAUCGCAUCUGGAAAUUCCUCCGGGAAUUUCAUUGGAAAUUCUUCCGGGAAUUUCACUGGAAAUUCCUAUAGAAAUUUCACUGACAAUUCCUCUAGAAACUCCUCUGGCAAUUCCUUUAGGAAUUUCUCUAGGAAUUCAUCUAGGAAUUCCACUAGGAAAUUUACUGGGAAUUUCACUUGGAACUCCUCUUGGAAUUUCACUGGGAAAGCCUUUGCAUCUUUCAGCAAAUUCCACUGAAAAUUCCUCUGGAAAUUUCACUGAGAAUUCCUUCGGUAAUUCCAUUGAGAAUUCCUCUAUGAAUUCUAUUGGGAAUUCUUCUAGGAAUUCCACUGGGAAUUCCUUUGGAAAUUCCACUGGGUAUUCCUCUGUUAAUUCCACUGGAAAUAUCUUUGGAAAUUUCACAGGGAAUUCCUCUGGGAAUUCCACUCGGAAUUCCUCUGAGAAUACCAUUGGGGUUUCCUCUGGUAAUACCACUGCGAGUUCCCAUGACAAUUCCACUGGGAAUUCCUCUUGGAAUUUCACUGGGAAUUCCGCAGGAAAUUCCACAGAAAACGCCACAGGAAAUUCAUCUGGAAAUUCCCCUGGAAAUUUCCUCUAGAAAUUUCACUGCAAAUUCCUCUAGAAAUUCCUCAGGUAAUUCGUUAAGGAAUUUAACUAGGAAUUCUUCUGAAAAUUCCAAUAGGAACUGCUCUUGGAAUUUCACUUGGUAUUUCUCUGGAUAUUCCACUGAAAAUUACUCUGGAAAUUCCACUACGAAUUUCUCUGGAAGUUUCAUUACAAACUUCUCUCCAAAUUCCACAAACAGUCCCUCAGAAAAUUUCACUGGGAAUUCCUCCGGUGAUUCCAUUUAGAAUUCUUCUGUGAAUUCUACUGGGAAUUACUCUGGGAAUUCCACUGGAAAUGUCUCUGGAAAUUACUGGGAUUCCCUCUGGUAAUUCAACUGAGAUUUUGUAUGAGAAUUCAACUAGAAAAUGAUCUGGGAAUUCCUCUUGAAAUUAUUCUGGGAAUUUAUCUGGAAAUUCCACUGACAAUUCUAAUGGCAAUUGCACUGGGAAUUCCUCUGUGAAUGCUACUGGAAAUGUAUCUGGGAUCAAAUCGAACUGACUGAAUUGAAUUCAAUAUACUGAGAUAAACAUCUUCCUACGGAUAUUCUAUUUUUAGUACACAAAAGGUAAACGGACAUAAUCCUUUAUCUCUUAUGUUGGUGUUGGGCUUGGUAUUGGGUAUACAAUAUAAGUAAAAACAGCUUUCUUCUUUCUCGGCUACAUACAUAACAAACAUUAUCUGCGUUCCGUGAUGUUCCCAUUCAUGUGUCAAUCUCGCACCGCGCACAGCCCUCCCACAUCCAUCCAUUAGCCAUCUCCCAGUGCAGCAAAUCCUAGAACAGCAGCGAAAUAGCUCAAACAAAGCAGCAAAGUGCUAUUGAUUAACGAUCCAUAUACCUUGGCAAAUCCCAGCGAUCCCGAGAUUUUUUUUUUCGCUGCUUGGAAAUUCCGGGAAGCGGAAGCCGAGCGCAGGCAGGGAAAGGCGCUUCCAAGCACUUCUCUUACAUCGAGGAAGAAGUUAAUAUUAAAUUAAAAUUUGUUUCUCCUCUUUUUUAUGCUUAUCCGUCAGCCAGUUAGCCAGUAGCUUCCGGCAGUUGGCCGACUCCAUCUGUUUCUCCUCCUGUUCCAAUCUUCGGGGUGGAAAGUUUUUCCGUUCUUGUCGGCUGUCGGUGAGUACCGAUUUCCAGCAGUCCGAAAACUGUGAACAUUUCAAUGCAAACAUAAAAUGCUAAGAAGUACACCAAGAAAAUUUUUGAGAAACGGCAAUACUUGAUAUUUUUUUUCUUGAAAUGGUCAUUGAGAUACUGAAAUAAAAAAAAAAUCGAACCAAGUGUCAUCUCCUGCUUUUAAUUAAGUUUUUGUAAAUUUUUGAUAUUUUUGUAUGAAAUAUGUCAAAUUUAUGUAUGAAGAAUUUUAUUUAUUCUUUGGCCGUUUUUUUUAGGAAAAUUUGUUUUCGAUUUGAAUCUACAUUUUCUUAGACUUCGAUAAAAACAAAAAUUUGUAUAUAAAAACGGUUUAAUUUUAACUUUGUUGAGUGGUACAUCAUUAACUCAAUUGUCGCAAAAAUCCCUUUUGCCUCCAAAAUCCUCGCCCCCACGAGCACCUUACUCAUCGACAUUCAGUGAAUUUAAUAUGAUUAUUCCCCUUCGGAAAUGGCGUGCAGUUGUAAGCCGGUGUGGUUGGCCUUUCUGCUCCAUUUCUUCCAGCAAUGAUGGGAGUGGCGGGAAUCGAUGCCGGUGCGGUGGUGCUCUCCCGAUUGGAAUUAUGACGACAAUGCGGACAAUCGAUGGAUGUUGAGAAAUGUAGAAUUUUCCGCCUUAUUCCGUGUCGUUUCCCAUUAAUUUUCGGAGCGAUUGUACAGAUUGGUAGUUUCGCGGAAUAAAAGAUUUUGUUGCCACGUCAUUCCUUGCUUUGGCGGAAUUGGGCGCUAUCGUCGUCGAACGUGGGAAGCCCAGCUGUCACUCAUUUGACAGCCAUAAUUAGGUGUUGAGAUUCAUGGCGGUUCCGAUCUGGGACAGAAAAUGAAUUCCGAUUCAUAGUUAUGCUGUUCAAUCGAACUGUAUAUAAUACUUGGUGCUAUGAGAAAUUAUCGGAGCUUUUUUUUUAGUAUUUUUUUACUUAAAUCAAACAAUUGGUGCUUUUCACAACAUGCUUUCCUGGUGUUUUUGCCUUUUGCAUGCUUGUUCAUUUGGUUUUUGUUUCAUUUAAGUUUGCUAUUAGUACUGAUUGCUUAAUUUGCUUUUCUACAUUUAAUUAAUUUUUACUUAUUUUGUUUCACUUUUUUUUAUUUUCUUGAUUGUUUUCUUACAUUUUUUUUCAUUUUAACCUGUUCUGUGUUUUAUUUAUUCUCUUAUAUGAAAAGAUGUGAAUGUUGACAAUGCGAACGGAUACCAUUAGCAGAACCGUGAUUUAUGCUUCAUUUUUGAACGGACAUAGAAACUCUUCCACCAUUCACUAUUAAAGCAAUUUCUCUCAAUUUAGAAACGCUAACAUAGAGAAGAGCUAAUAAACAUCACUUCGUGCGACAGGCGAACUGUCGACCUCCGUACCCUUGCACAAUGGCUCACUGAAGUGGUCUUAUUUCCUUGUUGAUCCAUCAAUCUUCGGUGGAGAGAAAGUGCACCAGAGCUCCCUCGGUGCCUACUCCAGCUGCAGCGAAUAUACCAGCAUAUAUAAAAGAAAAGAGUUGAUGAGAUACUCCGAGACGUACCUACUACUACUAUGCAUCCCAUGCAAGGAUAUGUGACGCCACUUUCACUGCAGGAUAGAAGACGACCACACUGAGGACAAUGAUAAUGAUGAUGAGCGAUGAGACGAUGACGAUGAUGACGAUGAGACAAAAAAAAACAAAUAAUUGAAGAAAAUUUAUAAAAAUUCUAAUACCUCCUGCUUGUUGACCUGUGUGAAAUUCUACUCAAUCGAAAAUCUUGAAUAUGGUACACCGGGGCAAGUUGAACGGGUGGGGUAAGAUGAACAGCGGGUUAACAUGAUGUUUUCUUAUGAUGAUAAACAAUUUGAUUGCCAUUUUUUUUGAUUCCGUUACAGAUCAGGACAUUUUGUCCCAAAAAUAUUUUUUUAGUAUAAUUUAGCAAAAAAUUAGUUUAAAUCCCCUAAAUCCUUCCCUCCCAAUUUUAAGUUUUUGUAAUCCCUAACCUAGAAACAACCGCGAGUACUUCGGUUUCCCAAAAUAACAUAGUAUUUAAGGAAGUAAAAUAAAAAGAAUAUUAAAAAAAAUAAAUAAUGAAAAAAAAGAAAAAAAAAUUAAAAAAAAAUGUUAAAUGUAAAACUAUGUGAAAAAAUGAACAAAUGAAUUCGGCUCAGUUAUGCCCAUGUGGCGCCAAAGCCUUCCAAAUAAACUAAUAAGUGAAAAAAAAUUGAUUGCCAUAAUACAUAGUUUUUGAUUCAAACAAUCUUUAAACGAAGGAUAAAUUUCCAAAUUUUACUGUAAUCUAUUUCAAAACUUUGCGUUUCAUCUUGCUACUGGGUUAGCGCGUUUCAUCAUCUACUGGGGUAAGUGAUGUAGAAACCUAUAAAGAAACUUGAGAAAAAAUCAUGAAAAGUUCAGGAGGAGCUUCUGAGCAACUCAGGAGAAUCACUUAGAAAAUCUUCAAAAUAAUAUCGAAGAGAAACCUCUGCAGUAGUUCCUAAAGAUAUUAAAGAACCGACUUCCUAAAAAAAUCCUGUAAAAACGUGUGUAGUAAUUUCUGAAGAAACUCCUGGAGAAUUAUUUGGAGAAAUUGUUAAAGUAGCUCCAUGAAGAACGCCUUUAAAUACUUCCAAAGCAAUUCCCAGAAAAAGGCAUAGAAGAAUUACUGUAGGAACUAAUGAAUGUUUCUUUCAAGAAGAUGUGGAAGAUUCUUUGAUUUUUUUCAGAAACAAAAUAAAGUUCUUGAAGAAACCCUAGAAAAAGUUCAUGUAGAAAGUUCUGGAGAAACUCAUGCAAAAAAAAUGUAGAAACCUUCUUGAUAAAUUCUUGUAGAAGCUUCCAGAGAUAGUCUUGGGAACAAGUCUGGAACUAAUGGAGUUCCACCUGAAAAAACUUUAGAAAAGCUUCAGUAGAAACGGCUAGAGAAACCCAGAAACAAACUCCUGGGGAAACAUUUUGAAAAAAAUCCUGUUUAUACUGGAGCAACUCAUGGAAUAAUGCCUGGGUCCUUGGUUUCCAAAAAAACUUCUGGAAAAACUCGUGUAGACACUUUUUUAAGAAACUCUAGAAAAACUUUUCAAAAAACUUAAUGAAGAAACUCCCACAGAAACAUUUGUGGACAGAACAUCCACAGACAUUUGUGGAAAAUGGUUAGAAAACCUUUUGGGACCUGGACAAAUUUCUGUGAAACCACCAGGAGCAACCCACGGACAAAAUCCCGGAGAAACUUUUGAAGAAACUCCUGGAAACCCCUUUAGAACGAACAUCUGAAGCAAGCCCUGUAUAAACGACUGGAUAAAUUCCUGAAAGAACUCUUUGCUAGAGAUAGGGUAUUGUACCAUUUGGGCAGGUGUACCUAUUUUGGGCACCUGCCGCUAUAACUAAGUCAAUUUCAAACGGAUUGAUUUGAAUUUUUGUAUAGAGUUAGGCAUGUGCAGUAUCUUACGCUAUACAAAAACUCAAACCAAUCGGUUUGAAAUUGACUUAGUUAUAGCGGCAAGUGCCCAAAAUAGGUACACCUGCCCAAAUGGUACAAGACCCUACUCCUGGAAAGCUUUGAGCGAAAUUCGGAAAAUUUUCUGGAGAAAUUUCUUGGAAAUCCUUUAGGUAAUUGUCUGAUGAAACUCUAUGAAGCACUCCUAGAGAAAAAUGUGGAGAUAGUUAUAGAAGAACUAAGUAAGAAGCACCUGAAGAAAUCUUUGCAAGAACUUUUGAAAAUACUUCCUUGGAAACUGCUAGAGCGAAUUCUAAAUUAAACUCCUCGAGAUAAUGUGGGAGAAACUCCUGGAAAUAAUCCAAGAGAAACUUUUCGAGAAACUUAUGGAGAAACUCCUGCUAAUCUGUUGGAAAAUCGAAUAUUUUAUGAAACUAUUGGAGAUACUCCGGGAAUAGUUUAUGAGGAAAUUAGUAGAACAUCUUCAAGAAAAGCUGUUUGAUAAAUUUUGAAGAAAGAUUCCCUGAUUUUUUUCAGAAACAAAAUAAAGUUCUUGAAGAAACCCUCAAAACCCUCAAAAACUCAUGUAGAAAGUUCUGGAGAAACUCGUGAAAAAAUGUAGAAAAACUUCUGGAUAUAUGUACUCUUCUAGAAGCUUCCAGAGAAACCUAUGGAAACAUAUCUGGAUCUGGAGUAAUUCUUAAAAACAGAAAUUCCCAAAACACCUGUAAAAACUUCAGAAAAGCGUCAGUAGAAACGGUUAGAGAUACCCAAAGACAAACUCCUGGGAAAACAAUUAGAAAAAAAGGAACACUCAUCGAAUAAUUCCUGGAGUCUGUUAAAAGCUUCUAAAAAAACUCGCUUAGACGCUUUUCAAGAAACUCCAGAAACAACUUUUAAAAAAACUCAAUGGAGAAACUCCCACAGAAACAUUUAAAGAAAUUUGUGGAAAAAUGAUAGUAAACCUUUAGGGACCUGGACAAACUUCUGUGUUACCUCGAGGAGUAACCCACGGACAAAAUCUAGGAGAAACUUUCGAAGUAACCUCUGAAAACCCCUUUAGAACGAACAUCUGAAGCAAGCCCUGGAUAAAUGACUGUAUAAAUUCCGGAAAGAACUCCUUGCUAGAGAAACUCUUGGAAAGCUUUGGGCGAAAUUUGGAGAAACUUCUAGAACAUCAUCUGGGGAGACUUCUGGAGAAAUUUCUUGGAAAUCCUUUCGAUGAAUGUCUGAUAAAAUUCUUGAAAGAACUCCUUGAGAAAAAUGAGGAGAAACUUAUAGAAAACCUAAGGAAGUAGUUUCUGAAGAAAUCUUUAAAAGAACUUUUAAAAAAUACUUCUUUAGAGACUUCUAGAGCGAAUUCUAAACUCUUCGAGAUAAUGUGGGAGAAACUUCUGGAAAUAAUCCAAGAGAAACUUUUCUAAACUAGAAACUUAUGGACUGCUAGUCUGUUAAAAAACAAAUAUUUUAUGAAACUAUUGGAGAUACCACUGGAAUAACUUAUAAGGAAAUUGGUAGAGUAACUUCAAGAAAAGCUAUUUGAUAAAUUUUGACGAUUUUCCGCAGAAAACUUUUAGAAAAUUUUUACAUUAUCUGCUGGAAGAAAAAACUCCUGAGAAAACAUCUGGGGAUUAUUGAGAAGAAACUUCUGGAGUAAUUUCUGAAAAAAAAAAUACAUGUCAAUAGUCCUAGUAGAAGUUUUUUUUAGGAACUCCAGGAGAGUCUGUUGAAAAAGCAAACUUUUGGCGAAACUCCUGAAGGAACUCCAGGAAGGACGCCCAAAAAAAACUCUUAGAAGAAUUACUAGAGCAACUUCUGAAAACUUUCUUUACUGAAUUUAUGAAAAAAAUACUCAAUACCUGAGCAAAUUUCUUGAUAUUAUUACGAGUUUUUUUAAGAAUUCCUGAAAAAAUCUAAAAACAAAAGAGGUUAUUCUUAGCAGUACAGAACAGUCAGAAAAUCCGAAAGGUCCGGUGGUGUUCUUAGACGAUUUUAUAGAGGCAGUGCGUCCAACCGUUGUGCAAACGAAAUGACUUAUUUUUUAGAAAUUUCGAUCUUAAGGCGAAACUCUCUCAUUUUUUUGGUUUUUGAUUUUUAAUUAAAUAACAAAGCAAUAUUUUCAAAAUCGGUUUUCGUACACAUGUAGAGUAUGGAUCAAGGUAUCUCCUGAAUUUUUCCCUGGUGGAAAAUGUUUUCCGUUUUUGUAGAAGCCAUUUUUUCGUGAAAUUUUGUUUAAAAAUGGUUUCUGCAAAAACGAAAAACAUUUUCCGCCAGGAAAAAAUUCAGGAAAUACCGUGAUCCAUACUCUACAUGUGUACGAAAACCGAUUUUGAAAAUAUUGCUUCGUUAUUUUAUUAAAAAUCAAAAACCCAAAAGUGAGGAAAUGGAUCCAGUUUCGCCUUAAUGUUUUAGACCAAUGUUUCUUAAAAUUAGUCACCCAAUGACUACUACUAUGAUGAACUGCAAACCUCUCUAGUAUCAAGACACUGGCAUAACCUAAAUUGGCUUACAUUUUUUGAUUUACUAAACCCUCUAUUAUCCAACUCUGCCUUUAGAUGCGGUUUAGUUUGGUCAUUUUUAUAUUUUUCUUGCCUGGGCAAUCUAAACUUUUGUAUUUUUGGCUUACAUUUAGUUCAUUUAUUGUAAAAAAGUUAGUUGAAUACACUAAAACAACUUUCCUUUCAAUUACACGGAAAAUAAAAAGUGCCAUGAAAAAAAAAUAUUUCAGCAAUCAUAAAAUUUCCAAAUGAUUUCGUCUUAAAAAAUCGGUGUCCCAAAAAGGGUUCCAGGGAAAACGUAAAAGUGUAGGGAUGUUCAAAAAAAAAUAAAAAAAAUAGAAAAAAAUCACAAAAUCGCUAAUUAAAAACUUUCCAAAACAUGUUUAAAUAGAUUUUAGAUGACGAUAAAUUAUAUUUUAACCUUUUGAAGCCGGAAUUUUUCCAUGCGUUAUUAUGGGGUUUUUUCUACGUUUUUCUGUAGUUGUGGUAGUCAAUACCAUAAAAACGGUAGAAUAUCACGCAGAAUAUUUUGUCAGGAUAUCCUAGACCAUCCAAACGCCGUUGAGAAUAACUACUGUUACCAUCAAGAGCUAAACUUCAGGAUGUUUUUUUUUUUGUUUAGAGAGACUUUACCGUUCUCGGCAUUCGUCUCUUAGACUUCAGGAUGUUUUAGACGACCCUGAAUGUCCCAAAGGUUCAGGGUAAUAUAUAGUAACUUCAGGUUGGUCCAGUAACCGCGAUUGAUUAUGAAACGUUACUCAGUAUGUCAAAUAUUGCUGAUGUUACGAGAGUAGAGCUGAAGUUCUGAACUCAAAGAUAGUUUGGCUGACCUGGGAUAUUCCCAUACUGUCUCUAAAUAACAUUUGAGAUUUCAAGAGCUUCACGAAUCUCAGCAGAUUAUGCUAUGGUAUUAUUUAUGAUGAAAACACAUAAAGUUUUUCCUGUAGAUUUGAAGGACUUCAUUAUAUAACAGUUUGGACGAACCUGAAUGUCCCAAAGGUUUAUAAUAAGCUGGUAGACUUCAGUUUGGUCCAGUAACCACGGAUAAAUAUGCAACGUUGCUCAAUAUAGCAGAUAUGGCUGUUGGACUGUUGUUGUGGGCCUGAAGUCCUAAACUCCAAGGUAGUUUGGCUGACCUGGAAUAUCCCUAUAGUGCCUUUAAAUGACAUUUGAGAUUUCAAGAGCUUCGCAGAUCCCAGCAGAUUGUGAAAUGGCAAUGCUAUUAUUUAUGUCGAAAACACAUAAAGUUUUCCCUGUAUAUUUGACGGACUUCAUUAUAGAACAGUUUGGCGGACCUGAAUGACCAAAAGGUUUAUAAUAAAAAAGUAGACUUCCGAUUGGUCCAGUAACCACGGAUGAUUAUGCAACGUUACUCAGUAUAGUGGACAUGGCCAUUGUUACGAAUUUAGACCUGAAAUCCUGAACUCCAAGGUAGUUUGGCUGUUCUGGAAUAUCCCUGUAGUGUCUCUAAAUGACAUUGUGUCCUAAAUAACAUGUCCCUCUGUGUCUCUAAAUGACAUUUGAAAUUUCGAGAGCUUCGCGGAUUUCAGCAGAUUAUGCAAUACUAUUAUUUAUGGCGAAAACACAUAAAGUUGUUCUUGUAGAUUUGAAGGACUUUAUUAUAGAACAUUUUGGACGUUCUUGAAUGUCCCGAAGGUUUAUAAUAAGCUAGUGGACUUCAGAUUGCUCCAGUUACUGCGGUUGAUUAUACAACGUUACUCAGUAUAACAUAUAUGGAUACUGUUACGAGUGUAGACCUGAAGUUCUGAACUCCAAGGUAAUUUGGCUGACCUGGAAUAUCCCUAUAGUGCCUCUAAAUGACAUUUAAGAUUUCAAGAGCUUCGCAGAUUCCAGCAGAUUAUGCAAUGGCAAUGCUAUUAUUUGUGGUGAAAAUACAUAAAAUUGGUCUUGUAGAUUUAAGGACUUC